AUGGCAUCGAUAUUGCCGGCGCGCGGGGGCGCAACGCCGUCGGGGAAUCAAGCUUUCGACUACUUCUUGGUGGUGGACUUCGAGGCGACCUGCGAGAAAGACAAGCGGAUCUACCCGCAAGAGAUCAUCGAGUUCCCCUCGGUCCUCGUCAAUGGCACCACCGGCCGCAUCGAAUCGGCCUUCCGCAGAUACGUGCGUCCCAAGUACCACCCCGUGCUGACGGAGUUUUGCGGGGACCUCACCGGCAUCCGCCAGGAGGACGUCGACGGGGGCGUGGACCUCCGGGACGCGCUCUUGCUGCACGACUCCUGGCUCAAGGCGGCGACGGGGGCCAGGAAAUGCAUCCGGUUGGCCGUCGUGACCUGGGGCGACUGGGAUUGCCGCACCAUGCUGGAAUCCGAGUGCCUCUUCAAGGGGAUCGCCAAGCCCACCUACUUCGAUCGCUGGAUCAACCUCAGGAUCCCAUUCGCGGCGGCGCUCGGCACCGGAGGGCGGACCACUCUGCAGGAGGCGGUCCGGGCGGCGGGGCUGGAGUGGGAGGGCCGCCUGCACUGCGGGCUCGACGACGCGCGCAACACCGCGCGUCUUCUAGUCGAGCUCAUGCGGCGCGGUGCCAAGAUCGAGAUCACCGGCUCGCUGGCACCGCCGCCGAUCCAAGAGCACGAGCAGCAACAACAACAGAAACCUCACGUAAGCCCGCGCUGGAUUACCAGCUCGCCGAUCCAUCAGCAGAAGCCUCACAUAAGUCCGUGCCGUGGCGUCUUGGGGGCGUGCUUCUGCUACUGUGGCGUGGCAAGCAGAGGAGGCGUUGUAGCUGCGCCAGGGCCAAUGCAGGGGAAGUGCUUCUUGGGGUGUGGCAACUGGACGCCGGCCAUGGGAGCCUUCUGCCCCUACUUCGUCUGGAGCAACUGA
This is a messenger RNA of Lolium rigidum, 912 nucleotides long. Its product is annotated as ERI1 exoribonuclease 2-like. The transcript has a single exon. The record is from RefSeq and is a predicted model, not a curated record. Bases 1 to 912 code for a protein of 303 amino acids. Gene Ontology annotation, biological process: exonucleolytic trimming to generate mature 3'-end of 5.8S rRNA from tricistronic rRNA transcript (SSU-rRNA, 5.8S rRNA, LSU-rRNA). Gene Ontology annotation, molecular function: 3'-5'-RNA exonuclease activity; nucleic acid binding. Lineage: Eukaryota; Viridiplantae; Streptophyta; Magnoliopsida; Poales; Poaceae.